Molecule: messenger RNA, 615 nt
Organism: Adineta steineri
Lineage: Eukaryota; Metazoa; Rotifera; Eurotatoria; Adinetida; Adinetidae
Source: the annotation of a GenBank genome assembly
AUGGGUCACUAUGGUAAACAUAUAAUUGAUCCGGAGACCGGCUUAUGUGAAAUAUGUGAUAAGAAUGCUAUUCAAGAAGUUCGUCAAGGAAGAAGACAAGAUCAACAACCAGCCCAUCCAAACAAUAAUUCAGGCCCUAAUGGACAAAGAUCGCAUCGAGUUUCUUAUGCAGACAAUCAAAUGAUUCCUCGAUAUAAUACACCAACAUCAGUUCGUCCUAUGAAACAACAAGCUUAUACACCUCCUCCACCAGCAAGUGACAUGUGGUAUGGUGGACCUAGACGAAAGAUUAAUUCUGGUACGGGAAUUCUUCAACAACCAACGCCGCGCAAUUAUGGACCGCAGAAUGCUAGAUAUGCUCCUAAUCAGAUGCAUCCUAUGCCAAUGGAUCCUUAUUUUCAACCAUCACGUAUGUAUCCUGCAGAAGCACAUAGAAGACCAUAUAGAGUUGCACCAUUGGAACAACAUCCUUAUUAUCAACCUCAACCACUUCCUGCCAGAAGAGUUUAUAACAGAUUUCCACCAGGCGUAUAUGACCCGAUGCCACCCGUCACUUAUAUGGCUCCCCCACCAUUUAAAGAACCACAAGUCUUCCAUAUCCGACUUACUGAUUAA